This is a messenger RNA of Xylaria bambusicola, 1457 nucleotides long. Its product is annotated as FAD dependent oxidoreductase. The record is from RefSeq and is a predicted model, not a curated record. Lineage: Eukaryota; Fungi; Ascomycota; Sordariomycetes; Xylariales; Xylariaceae. The transcript has 4 exons. Gene Ontology annotation, molecular function: flavin adenine dinucleotide binding; sarcosine oxidase activity. Bases 67 to 1185 code for a protein of 372 amino acids.
CUCUUCUUUCACCAGAAAUGUACCGUACGACGUUCGAACAAGCUUCCAGAUAGGAAAUCCCGAAAUAUGUUAACGAAAUUCGAGCAGCAAAAUCAUUUUGACUACGUCAUCGUUGGUGGCGGUUGUAUGGCCUUCUUAGCCGCUCUUGCGUUGCAACGAGAGUCGCCGAACGCAAAAGUCAUUAUUUUUGAGGGCUCGGAAACGGCAAUAGCAUCGAAAGGCAUUUGCAAGAUCAUCCGUACCCUUUAUAUGGACAAUGAAUAUGUCUUAUUAGCUGAAGAGGCGAAGAAAAAAUGGAAGACUGAGCUUCCUUACCGUAACUUUUACCGUUGGACCGGGUGGGUUCAAGUGGUUCGUGGAGACAACUACGUACCUUUCCACCCAGGAGAGCGAUCAAUUAAGGCGGAGGAUUUAUUACAUAUAGUUCGCUCUCGGGAUCCGCCCCAGUUGGACAUUGCGGAGAAAUUGUGGCUCAACGAAGAUAUUGGACUGGCCGACUCGGCCCUUGUCUUGGAAGCAGUAGCUGUAGAAGCCGCGGCCCGAGGGGUGAUGCGCCAAAAAACGGAUAUCUCCAAGCUUCUUAUUGAGAAUGGUGUCUGUCACGGAGUUGAGUGCAUCGACGGAAGAAGCAUCGUGGCGGAAACGACGAUUGUAGCUACAGGCCCCUGGACUCCAGCACUCCUGAAAAGCUCGAAUGUUCAACUACCGCAUGAUUUCCAGAAUGGUUUCUUCAGUGUCACCGCCAUCGGCGUCGCGACACUCUCACUUACCGAAGAUGAAUAUGCCAAAUUCAAGUCAAUGCCGAUUUUGGUCACUGAUCAGGGAGAAGUGAUGCCCUCAGCUGAUCAGCAAAAAAAACUUCAGACAGAGAGAAUCAAAAUAAAUCGCGCUUUGUUAGAGAAGAUGAUGCCGGAGAUGAAAGGAAGGCCAUUAAGUUAUUCUAUAUGCCCUGAACUUAUGACACCUUACCAACAUCUUCUUGUGGAUAAGGUACCAGGAGCUCAAGGGCUGCACCUCGUAGUAGGUGGUUCGUAUCACUCGUUCAAGUUCUUGCUAGUGAUUGGAGAUAUCAUAGUUGAUUACCUCCGGGGCACGCGACGUGGAGUGUCGAAAAGAUGGGCUUGGGAUAGAUCUGAGGAAAAGAUAUCUGUCUAUAGAGAGGUAUUGCCGAAAGGUUCAAGUUGAAUGUGAGCUCUACAAAAUCAGGCUAAGCAAAUUACAAACUUUCCAUCGAUAUUGUCUACCAUCCUUUCCUACCACCUAGGGUCCAGAUCCUGUACAUCUUGAUUCUCCCAUUCUUGACGCUGCUAAUGCCGUGUCCGUCUAACGAGAGAACAAACAUCGUCGACAUUCUCAGAUGUGUCAGCAGCAUUUAUAUACCAUUGUUUGAGUGAAAAACUUACGGACUUAUUGUCUUCUAUAAUGCGAUCCAAGUAUUUGACGAGUGUAUUAUAAUC